Cuscuta epithymum is the source of this 2794-nucleotide messenger RNA. Lineage: Eukaryota; Viridiplantae; Streptophyta; Magnoliopsida; Solanales; Convolvulaceae. The record is from the annotation of a GenBank genome assembly.
ACAUGUAAAAAAUUAUAACUAUAAUUAUAUCAUCACGGGUCGGAACCAAAACGGGCCGGAACUUAAAAAUUCAUAUCCGACCCAUUUUAUUUAUCAUGUAAUGGGUUCGAAUACGGAUCCAGGAAACGAUUCUAAACUUAGACUCAAACCCUCAAAUAAAGUGCCGGAUUCAAAUCGGGUCUGGGUCUAGACCCAACCCAUUGACAGGACUACGGAUCAUAUCAAAACAUAUCUAAACAAAAACUUUUGGAUAAUCCAAAAGAAAACAUCGACUCCUAUCAAUUUAGUAGAAAAAUAACUACACUCUUAUUCAUUUUGAUUAUUAUGCUAAAAUAUGAGACUAUCAAUCGGGUCAUAAUUGGUUUUGUAGUACUGGAAAAAGCUACGUUGUGUUAACCGACACAGGUUACAACUCAGAAACCAAACAGUCUCUAGCCUCGAAAUCUUGGGUUCAUGGCCGCGGAAAUCAGCUAUCUUUCUUCCUGAAUCUUCACUUCCUAGUUUGAAUUCUGAAAGACCAGUUACAGUUCCGAUCAGUCCCGAAGCUCUAUUUUCCACCGGAGAGAGUGAAGAUGCACCUAAACUUCUCAAUUCCAGGCAUUAGACAGUCAACGGAGCAGAGGCACAGACCACUUCAGCUAAAACACGCUUUACAGUCAGUCAAAGCCCAGCUACCUCUGAACCAGUGCCUCUUCCUUCUCGCCACCAUCCUUCUCCAAAUCUGGAUUCUCUUCUCCCUCAUCCACUCCUCCCCGUCCAAGUCCCCGGCCGGCAGCCAACAUCUCCUGGCUAACCACCAGGAUUGCAGCUCCGGCAAGGUCUACGUCUACGAGAUUCCUCGGAAGUUCAACUACGAACUCGUGGAGAACUGCAAGGAGCUGGAUCCAUGGAAGGGAACCGGGUGCAAGGUGGUCGCAAAUGGCGGAUUCGGACCGCCGGCGACUGGACUCGAGAGCGUUGUUCCCGAGAAUCUCAUCCCGGCGUGGUAUUGGACGGACAUGUACUCUGUAGAGCUGAUUUACCACGAACGGAUGCUGAAUCACAAGUGUAGAACGAUGGAUCCGAAUGAGGCCACCGGAUUCUUCUUACCCUUUUACGCCGGCAUCGCCGUCGGGAGGUAUUUGUUCACGGAGUUCAACUACACUUACCAAGAUCGGGACCGGUACUGUGAGAUGUUCCUAGAUUGGCUUGAAGAGCAGCCGACUUAUAUCAAGCACAAAGGUGUGGACCAUUUCAUAGUUCUGGGUAGAUUGACCUGGGAUUUCCGGCGAUUGGCCGACAACGACGGCGAUUGGGGGACGAGUUUCCUCUACAUGCCUCGAAUGAAGAACGUUUUCCGGCUGGGGGUGGAGAAGCACGACAAGGACCGGCUAGAAGAGAGCGUGCCGUACCCCACCGGAUUCCACCCCCGGUCGGAAGCCGACAUCCGGCAGUGGCAGAGCCACGUCAGAUCCCAUAAGCGCGACAGCCUAUUCACCUUCGUCGGAGCGAAGCGUCACAAAAUAAAAAACGACUUCCGAGGGAUGCUGAUGGACUACUGCAUCGACGAGGAGGCGUGCCGGGCGGUGGACUGCUCCGCCGUGAUGUGCUCGGACGGGUCGCCGGCGGUGUUCGACUCGUUCCUCCACUCGGACUUCUGCCUGCAGCCGAAGGGGGACGGGAUGACGCGGCGGUCAAUGUACGACUGCAUGAUCUCCGGCGCGAUCCCGGUGUACUUCUGGGAAGGGACAUUCAAGGACCAGUACGUGUGGCACCUGCCGUGGCGGCCGGAGACGUUCUCCGUCUACAUCGACAACGCCGGCGUCAGGAACAGCAACGGUACGAUGAUCCGGGAGGUGCUGGAAGGAGUGCACAGAGAGAACGUGAGGCAGAUGAGGGAAACGAUCAUCGAUUUGAUGCCGGAAAUAGUGUACGCCAGCCGGAAAGAAGGGCUGGGGAGCGUAAGAGACGCUUUUGACGUCACGCUCGACCGGGUUUUGAAGAGAUUGAAGGCUCGCAAAUGGCACCUCGUGUCUCGAAACGCCGACGAUUAUGAGAUCUUCGAGUGAGAUGAAUGCCGUCUCCCGCCGGCGGACUGGCCGUCCGGCGAAAUAUCUUUCACUGUGUAUUAUUACACCUCCAAUUUUCAUUUUCCGGUGUAACUUGUUUUUCUUGAAUAUUUUAAUAUUCGUUUUAUUUUAUUUUUGGCGUUACUGUUAUGGAUAAAAUAAAUUUAGGGAAAACUACCAAAUAAACCCUUGAACUUACAUAAAAAGUGCAAAUAACCCCCUUUAUAUGAGGUUCUGUCCGGCCAUCGCCAUUUGGGGCGGUUUACGGUGAAGUUUUUUGAUGAAAUUUUUUGAACAUCUUCUACAUUAAGUCUAAUUUAUCCAUACCAAAUUUCAACUAAAAAUUUAACCAGGAAGGCAGUCAAAUGAUUUUCUGAAAUAUACUGCGUUGUUUAACUACACAGUUAUCUUCAAAAAUUCAUUUGACUGUCUUGCUGAUUGAAUUUUAAAUGAAAUUUGGUAUGACUAAACUAGACUUAAUGAAUAAAAAUGCUCACAAAAUUUCAUUUAAAAAUUCCACCGGGAACCGCCCCAAAUGACGAUGGCCGGACAUAGCAUCCAAUAAAAGGGGUGAUUUACACUUUUUAUGUAAGUUCAAGAGUUUAUUUUGUAGUUCUCCCAAUAAAUUUAUGUCGGUUGAGACUUAGAUCAGAACCUAGAAUGUACGAUAGUAAAUUGUUAUCCCAAACAAGGGUAGAAGCGUAAUAAUAUGCGAAAUUAAAAUAGAGGAUCUUGGAUCCAUCAUU